This is a messenger RNA of Nothoprocta perdicaria, 952 nucleotides long. It is a transcript of the gene EEF1E1, whose product is annotated as eukaryotic translation elongation factor 1 epsilon 1. The transcript is spliced from 4 exons. The coding region runs from base 1 to 546 and encodes 181 amino acids. NCBI's taxonomy places the organism in Eukaryota, Metazoa, Chordata, Aves, Tinamiformes, Tinamidae. Gene Ontology annotation, biological process: positive regulation of DNA damage response, signal transduction by p53 class mediator. Gene Ontology annotation, cellular component: cytoplasm; nucleus; aminoacyl-tRNA synthetase multienzyme complex. The record is from RefSeq and is a predicted model, not a curated record.
AUGGCGGCCGCGGCGCGAGGCGGGACGGGGCCGCAGGAGCUGGYGCUGCUGGAGCGGUUGCUGGGCCUGCAGGAAGGGAACAAGUACGGCGUCCAGGGGGAGCGGAAGAUACCUGUUCUUCAAACAAACAAUGGUCCCGGCCUAACAGGAUUAGUUACUAUAGCUGCUCAUUUAGUUAAACGGGCUAAGAAAGAACAACUGCUUGGAAGCACUGCAGAAGAAAAAGCUGUUGUUCAGCAGUGGUUGGAAUACAGAGUGACUCGAGUAGAUGGAUGUUCUUGUGAAGAAGGUACUAGAGUAAUUCUCAAGGAUCUUAACAUGUAUCUUGAAGAUAAAGUCUACUUUGCAGGAAACAACUUUACYUUAGCAGAUAUUUUGAUGUACUAUGGACUGCAUCCCAUCAUGGCUGAACUUUCAGUGCAAGAAAAGGAGAAAUACCUGAACGUGUCUCGUUGGUUCAACCACAUUCAACAUUAUCCAGGUGUCCGACAACAUCUUUCUAAUGUCAUCUUUGUCAAGAAUAGAUUAUAUACUAAUGCUCAUUAAGGAAAAAAAUUGUAAUGUUAUACUGACAUGGUGGUUGGUAAUUUAGAUGUUACACUGUCCAAAACCACUAACUUGCAAGUACUGGUUUGUAACCUUAUGUAUGUGAACCAAAACUGUUGAUGCCUCAAAUAAUAAUAUUGCAUUGAAUAGCUGUUGUUUGUCAAGAACUKGAACCAGUAGAAUUAUAUUGUGUAUCUGAUUAAAUUCAACAAUGAUGGAAAGAUGAAAACUGAGCACCAGUUUUUAAUUCACUAUUUUUUUAAAAAUAAAAUGUUCUUUUAGUUGAUCAGAGUCAACUGUAGUGGCACAGUCUUUGGCAUAGGAAAGAGGUAUUUCUCUUCCUUCAAUAUUCACUCCUUUUUGCUAUUUAUUGAAUUUUUACAUCUGUCCUUCAUUGUUUUCUUUU